GGUUCGAUUCCUGUUGAGGGGUUGUUGUUAAAUUUAAUUAAAUAUUAACAUUAUUGAUUUUCAUCACUUUCUGAGGUAUAUCAGCCGGUAGUAACGUUACCUAGUAGAACAUUGUCUUUUCUUUUGUUGUUGUUGUUGUUUUGAGCGGAAGUCGCUGCCUGGUUACGUCAAAGAUUCUAAACUGUAACUCUGGUUACGUCCUCGCGGGGAUGUGCGCGCCCCAAAUGUCAAAACCGGCACUUCCAAAGUUAGGGUUUUGUCACAGGUGACGGCUAACUUCGCUUCUCCAACAUGAUGUUUUACACUCAACUCUUCACGUCCAAGCGGGGACCCCUUGCCAAAAUCUGGCUUGCAGCGCACUGGGAAAGGAAACUCACUAAGGUUCAUGUAUUUGAAUGUAAUUUGGAAACAACCAUCAAAGACAUCAUCUCCCCAAAGAUGAAGAUCGGUUUAAGGACAUCUGGUCAUCUGCUGGUUGGUGUGGUCAGGAUCUACUCCAGGAAAGCAAAGUACCUCCUUGCAGACUGCAGUGAUGCCCUGGUUAAAAUUAAAAUGGCAUUCAGGCCAGGUCAGACUGAUUUGCCGGUGGGGGGGCUCGAGGCAACGCUAAAAGCAAUUACCUUGAUCGAAGAUUUCACUGACUUUGAUACCCAGCUUCCAAACCCAAGUAACAUAGAUGUCGAGGACCACUUUUCUCUGAACCAGUGUCGAUCGGAGGACAUCACUCUCAAAGAGGAUUUUGGAAACGGCUUUCUGAACUUUGUAGAUUUCGGAGAUGAGUCCCAGAGCCACAAGAAUGGGCUGCUGGACAUGAGCUUCCAGAGCUUCACUCAACAUGGAGACGCUUUUGGGGAUGAGGAUCGAGGAUUCGAGCUACUCGACUUCCUGACUCACUCCAGUGAUAAUGCUGAGUCCACCGACGUCACUGCAGAAGAGCCUCAAAAUGAAAUCCCAGAGAUUUCUACACUCAAGAAUCAACGAGAUGCUGAUAGAAAGGAGGCGGCGACACCGAACGAGACCACGCUGCUCUCUAACGAGGAGGAGGCCUUUGCUCUCGAACCUGUGACCGUCACUCCAAACUGCGAGAAGAAGAGGGGGAAGAGGAAACGCAAGUUGGUUGUGGACCAGACCAAAGAGCUGACCAACGAAUUCAUCAGAGAGCAGCUUUCCAACUAUUCAGAUCUGGUCGCCCCCUUGGACAUGGCCCCCGCGACCCUGCAGCUCAUGCAGUGGAAGGAGAGCGGGGGGUCAGACAAACUCUUUGCACAGCCGUGUUCAGCUGUAGCAGCUCCAGAGAUAAAAGAGUUCUUUGCCAAAAGUUUUUUCCAGGUGAAACGAGAUGUGCGUAACGAGGUCGAGGUGAUGCGCCAGGAUGCACAAGAUGGUAGGAAUUAAUUUAUGAAAUAUGAUCUCAGUUGUUGUUCUGCCUUCUGUUACAUCUGAUCUCUCUGUCUGUCUGUCUCUCUGUCUCUCUCUCUCUCUGUCUGUCUCUC
Messenger RNA from Cottoperca gobio, 1493 nucleotides. RefSeq names its product RAD21 cohesin complex component like 1 (gene rad21l1). The record is from RefSeq and is a predicted model, not a curated record. Gene Ontology annotation, biological process: sister chromatid cohesion; replication-born double-strand break repair via sister chromatid exchange. Lineage: Eukaryota; Metazoa; Chordata; Actinopteri; Perciformes; Bovichtidae. Gene Ontology annotation, molecular function: protein binding; chromatin binding. Gene Ontology annotation, cellular component: cohesin complex. The coding region runs from base 292 to 1395 and encodes 367 amino acids. The transcript is spliced from 10 exons.